This is a messenger RNA of Drosophila eugracilis, 561 nucleotides long. RefSeq lists its product as uncharacterized. The record is from RefSeq and is a predicted model, not a curated record. The transcript has a single exon. Gene Ontology annotation, molecular function: nucleic acid binding. Gene Ontology annotation, biological process: DNA integration. The coding region runs from base 1 to 561 and encodes 186 amino acids. Lineage: Eukaryota; Metazoa; Arthropoda; Insecta; Diptera; Drosophilidae.
AUGUUGAGGAUAUUCCGGAAAAGAGUUAUAACAAGGAUCGGAGCGCCGAAGGUCCUGAUAUCUGACAAUGGAGUGCAAUUCACAGGGAAGAAGACGAAGACAGCCAUAGACCGCUGGGGGCUACAGCAGCAGUUUACAGCACCAUUAACAUCGCAACAGAAACCUACGGAGCGCACCAACCGGAGAGGAACAGACCAAAUGGGACGGGAGGAUCUGCCGGAGUUGAUCCUGGCAUAUAACAGUAGCACUUUGGAAUCAACAGGUUAUAUCCCGUCGCAGUUGCUCUACGGGAAGGAGUUGCGUCUCCCCGGAACACUUUUUGAUAGGGUCACCCAAGGCUCUGGUCUGGUAAAGGAGUCACUCUCAAGCAGAUGGGAGAGGCUGAAGAAGAUCCGGUCGAAGGCACAUAAGAAUAUGGAAGAAGCAGCGGAAACCCAGAAACGGCAUUACGACUUGCGGAAAAGAGCGUGGAAACCCAGCGUAGGGAAACUGGUGUCGUGCAGAACACACUUAUUGUUGAACGCAGCGGAAAAGCUUAAUGCAAGAUUAACGCGAGCCUAA